Epithele typhae is the source of this 1329-nucleotide messenger RNA. RefSeq lists its product as uncharacterized. The coding region runs from base 1 to 1329 and encodes 442 amino acids. The record is from RefSeq and is a predicted model, not a curated record. The transcript is spliced from 3 exons. Lineage: Eukaryota; Fungi; Basidiomycota; Agaricomycetes; Polyporales; Epitheliaceae.
AUGUCCGACACCAUCCACGGGUCUACCCCAGUGCCCGUCAGCUUCUUCGUCAAGGCGGUGCAAUGGCUGCCGCCGCCGCCCUGUGGAGAACCGAUCUGGGUCUUGGACCGCCGGUGCGAUUACUGCGUAAAGGAUAAGCAGGGCCAUUGCCACGACUCCCUGGUCCAGGGUCAUUGCCACCGCUGCCUCCACCGCGACUGCACGCUCUGGGGCUUCCGCUGCGAUGGCGCGUUCAUCCUCCCGAACGUCGGUUUCGUCGGCUGGUUUGGGCGCGACACCAUCCACAUCCGCGAUGACCUCCCGCCCAUACCGGACGUCGUCGCCCAGGGCGCAGCCGACUUCGUCCUCACCUGGUUCAGGGAGAUGGAUUACACCAAGAUCCCCGAGGCCGGAGUACUCUUCGACUGCCCCUUUCCCAACAUCACCUCUUACAUGGUGCACGAAAAGUGGGACCGCCUCGCCGCGCGCCGCCUCGCCGCCGCCGUCGUUUUCCGUGCUGCCGAUGCUAUCACACCCAUGAUCUUCGGCAGCAUUCAAGAGCAAUGGGUACAGGGGCCAUUCGUUGGUGAAGAGCACAGCUGGAAGGUCAUCCUGCAUGGGACUUCUUAUCGAAAGGCACGCGAGGAUGUGAUCGGAAGCCCCGUCGCCACACCUCCACCCGCACCCGCCGCCCCUCCCGCCGCCCCCGCCAGCACCGCAAGUGGCCGACAGCGCGCGUCCGCGGCAUCAUCCCGCUCGGUCUCGCGCGGCAAACGUCACUCGGCGUCGACCUCUGCACGCGCUUCGACCUCUGCACGCGCUUCGACCUCUGCACGCGCUUCGACCUCUGCACGCGCUUCGACCUCUGCACGCGCUUCGACCUCUGCACGCGCUUCGACCUCUGCACGCGCUUCGACCUCUGCGCCCCCUAAGCGCAAUCCUUUGCCCUUGUCCACCUUGGGCAGCGCCUCCCCCGCACCUCCAUCCACCAAGCGCAAGCGCAAGCUCGAUGACCCUGACGACCGCGACGACUCCCGCUCCAGGAAGUCCGCGCGCUCAUCCAGGUCCGCCGAGGAUCGUUCAUACCCCCUCCCCACUCUCCCCGACCUCUCGCUCUUGCCAGGGCUCAACAUGGAGGAGCUUCUCGCCUCCGCCCGCUACGUCCACGCUGCCGAUGACGCCGUCCGCUGGACGCAGUUGCGGGGGAUCAUGAACAUGCUGGCGCUCCACGCCUCAGGCCUCGCCACCACCACGUCGAGACUGGCUAAGUGGGCGGAAGAGAAUGCGCCCCCCUCGACCUGUGUCGACACGCCGACAUCCUCCGAAGAAGGCGACCACAUGGACACUUAG